Molecule: messenger RNA, 1300 nt
Organism: Oryctolagus cuniculus (rabbit)
Lineage: Eukaryota; Metazoa; Chordata; Mammalia; Lagomorpha; Leporidae
Source: RefSeq, a predicted model, not a curated record
CCCUCACACAGCCCAGGCCCCUCGCCCCGAGGGCGCCAUCGAUGACCCCCAGCCCGGCCUGCAGGCCGCCGAGGUCCCUGGGGGCUGCCGCCCCCCUGGGGAACCCGGAUGCGGACCCGCUUCAGAAAACAGAGCUGUGGACAAUGGAGGACCCCGCGCCAGGGCUCCGGAGCGGGGACAGCGGUGAUCUCUUCCUGUCGAAGAAAGAUUCAAUGUGUUUGAAUUUCAUUGAAGAGGACUUUCACAUGCUGGUUGAACUUAUCACAAGCAUUGCCUCGCAGAAAAGCUGGGUCCACAGAGGUCCAGAAUGAAUCUCUACUCUCCCUGACUCCAGGAGACAAAAAGAAGAACAUGGAUCUCCAUACAGAAAUGACCUCCAUGAGGUCUGACAGUCUCCACCAUUGCAGCAGAGGAGAAAACCUGAGGGAGAAUUCCAGAGGAGCAGUAAUAGCAGUGCUUUAUCUGAAGUCUACAAAACCCAACAAUGCAUUCUUGGAAGACAAGAGCCAUGCUCGGCACAGGGAAGCUGGAGGUCAAAGCUCAUGGGGUGGCCCUCCUUCCAUCAGCUGUGGUGCUGAGAAAACCUCUUAGUCUCUAUGGACCCCAGGUUCCUCAUCAGUGAGAUCCGGAACUGAGUCCACAUCCUGAGAACCCAGAACUGAAGGUGCAGAUGAAGGAAGAUGAGCAGCUCUCUGGGACGUGAGAAUGACCCAGAGAAUGACAAGUCCCUGUUGUCCUGCUGUGACACACCAUCAGCAUGGCAGGAUCCCACAGCCCUGCCUCAGAUCCUGAGGCAGAACUGAAUGACCUCGAAUGCCAGCAAUUGAGAUCCCAGCUGGCAAAGAGCCAACAGGACUGCUGGGAGCUCCAGGAGAAGUUUCUCAUAGCUGAGGCUACAAACUUUGCCCUGGCCAGGGAGCUGAAAAAAUACAAUUGUGAGAAGUUUAAAAACAUCAUUGAGUCCAUACUGACCAAGAAGCUCCACUUGGUGGAACCACUGGCAGAGAAGCCCACGGUCCCAGAGCUGCUCAGGCAUUGCCGUGGCAUCCUUGAAGAUCAGGACCAAGAACUUUCCCAGUUACGCCCAAAGGUCCAAAGGGGGAGAAAUCUAGCCCACAUCCUGCAGCAGUACCUGAAGGACGUGCUCACCGUGCAUGACCCUGAGACCUGUACGGGGCAGGGCUUCCGACGACUGCUCACUGAGGCUGUCCGGCUGUCAGCGUGCCUUGAGGACCUGCUAGGAGCAGAAAAUAUUGAAGAGGAGGAAACACCAGCACAAGGACCUAUUGCUGACAGGUAA